This is a messenger RNA of Lentinula edodes (shiitake mushroom), 1119 nucleotides long. RefSeq lists its product as uncharacterized. The transcript has 4 exons. The coding region runs from base 1 to 1119 and encodes 372 amino acids. Gene Ontology annotation, biological process: translational initiation. The record is from RefSeq and is a predicted model, not a curated record. Gene Ontology annotation, molecular function: protein-folding chaperone binding. NCBI's taxonomy places the organism in Eukaryota, Fungi, Basidiomycota, Agaricomycetes, Agaricales, Omphalotaceae. Gene Ontology annotation, cellular component: cytosol.
AUGGGUACUGACUACUACAAGCUCUUGGGCGUCGACAAAGACGCCGACGACAAUGCCAUUAAGAAAGCUUACAAGAAGAUGGCCUUAAAAUGGCAUCCUGAUCGAAACAACGGCUCAGAAGAAGCAUCAAAAAAGUUCAAAGAGAUAUCCGAGGCAUUCGAAGUUCUGAGCGACAAACAGAAGCGAACCAUAUAUGAUCAGUUCGGUGAAGAGGGUCUCAAAGGCGGUGGAGGCCCGCCACCUGGUGCAGGUACCGGUGCAGGUCCCAGCGGGUUCUCCGGCUUCAGUGGAUUCCCAGGUGGUUCUACAUUUAGCUUCUCCAGCUCAGGCCCCUCAGGUUUCAGCUCUUCCGGAGGGUCGUUUAAUCCAUCUGAUCCUAAUAAGAUCUUCGAACAAAUAUUCGGUGUUGGACUCAACUCUGCGUUCGGCAUGGGUGGUAUGGGUGGUCGGCCUGGCAUGCGAAUGUCUGAUGCAGACGACGAUAUGGACGGCUCCUACCCCAGUUUCGGAGGUGGUAUACCACGAAGUCGACCAUCGCGUCCUGCUCGUUCCAACUCUUAUUCUAAACAGUCAGCAGCCCCCUCUGAAAUUACCCGUCCAUUCAAAGUAUCACUGCAGGAUCUGUACAACGGGGCUGUCAAGCAUCUCAAAGUCGGGCGAAGACUACUCAACGGUUCGACGGAGGACAAGGUGCUCGACAUUCAGGUCCACCCUGGCUGGAAGAGCGGGACCAAGAUUCGCUUUGCGCGCGCAGGCAAUGAGCAGGCAAGCGGCGAGGCGCAAGACUUGGUCUUCGUUGUAGAAGAGAAACCACAUGAUACCUUCAAGCGAGAAGGGAAUGACCUUAUCUGUAACAUUUCAAUACCCCUUCUGGAGGCUUUGACCCACGAAGGUGGCAAGAAGCAGGUGGAAUCGCUGGACGGGCGGAAGAUACAAGUGGAUUUACCUGCUGGUGUCAUCAAACCCGGGCAGGAGACAACUGUUCAUGGAGAGGGUAUGCCUAUCAGGAAAGAUGGCACGGUGAAGAAAAAGGGUGAUUUGAUUGUGAAAUGGAAUGUCGUCUUUCCAGAUCGAUUAACAUCGUCGCAGAAGGCGGGAUUGAAAAAGGUCCUUCUAUGA